AACAAAGUUUGCCUAGAGAGAAGCUCCCGCAUGGUCAUCAAGUCUCCCUCAAUAUCAUCAGACACUAACAAAGAUUAGUCCAAGACCCGCCAUGGCCACUCCGCUCAACCUCACCUCCAACGUCUUCUUCUUCAUCUUCACUGCCGCCCUCCUCUACAUCGCGUACACCAUCCCGGGCCUCCAUCCCCCGCCGGCACCCCACAGGCAGACCUCCCUUGUCUUCUACGUCCACGACUACUUCAGUGGCGAGGGUGACGCCACUGCCACCACUGUCGCGGGGUCCUCCGGGGCCGCGUCCAGCAUCCUCCAGUUUGGCACCAUCGCAGCCGUCGAUGACCCCGUGACGGAGGGCCCCUCCCCCGAGUCGAGGGAGAUCGGUCGGGCCCAGGGAAUUUACGUGAACUCGCAGCUCAAUGGGAAGGCGCUCCACAUGGUGUUCUCGGUGAUCUUCACUGACGGGGAGUACAAGGGCAGCACACUUGAGAUUCAGGGGGCCGACGUGUUCGGGAUGAAGGAGAGGGAGUUCAGCGUCGUCUCGGGGACGGGAUACUUCCGGUUUGUUAAGGGCUAUGGUGUUAUGGAGACUGAGUUCAUGGACUUGGCCAAUUUGAGGGGCAUCUUGAAGCUUAAUGUAACAGUCAAGCAUUAUUAAUACAGAUAUUUGUAUGCUUCGAUUUAUGGUCUGUAAAGAGGUUAUUUUCAAUAUUUUUCCGCAAACAUAAUGCAUAAAAUGUUCUAAGAAAUUAUUCGUAAGAUGAAAUCGAUUCCGAGUUCA
Messenger RNA from Punica granatum (pomegranate), 775 nucleotides. The record is from RefSeq and is a predicted model, not a curated record. Lineage: Eukaryota; Viridiplantae; Streptophyta; Magnoliopsida; Myrtales; Lythraceae.